Rhagoletis zephyria (snowberry fruit fly) is the source of this 1731-nucleotide messenger RNA. It is a transcript of the gene Xbp1, whose product is annotated as X box binding protein 1. Gene Ontology annotation, biological process: regulation of DNA-templated transcription. The record is from RefSeq and is a predicted model, not a curated record. Lineage: Eukaryota; Metazoa; Arthropoda; Insecta; Diptera; Tephritidae. Gene Ontology annotation, cellular component: nucleus. Gene Ontology annotation, molecular function: RNA polymerase II transcription regulatory region sequence-specific DNA binding; DNA-binding transcription factor activity, RNA polymerase II-specific.
GUGGUUGAGGAUGGCGCCUCAGCACCAAGGGCCAAAAAACGUCGCUUGGACCACCUAACAUGGGAAGAAAAAAUACAGCGAAAGUAAAAAAUUAAAGAACCGUGUCGCUGCACAAACAUCACGCGACCGAAAAAAGGCUCGAAUGGAGGAUAUGGAAAGAGAACUCGACGAGUUAACAGAAAAAACAGAGUUAUUGCAAAAUAAGUGUGAAAGUUUGCAGGCUAUUAACGAAUCACUUCUUGAGAAGAACCAUAAGCUUGAUAUGGAGCUAGAACUUCUACGUCAACAACUUAACGAGAUGCAACAGCAACAAAAGCAGCAACAGGUGCAAGUUGCCAGGAAUGCCGCCAAAUUGGAAUCUAAAAAUGCUGCUAGUACUUGUGCCGGCUGUGAGUCCAUACUCAAUGGAUCUGCAGUAUCCAUAUAUACUGACCCUCUGCCGCAGGGAUCACCUCAAAUGGACUCACAGUCGACAGAAGAACAACUGAAAAAGAGCAACUCAGUAGCGUCACUCUGGAGGAUUGUUGCGCUUUGCCUACUCUUCAAGAUAUGCUCCUCAUCGACGAAGAAUUCGAUGCCAGGAAGCUUGAAGAGCUUGCCGAAAGCCUCUUGGCCGAUAUCACAGCAGACAUGGAAGCUGGUGAUGGAGCGGGCAAUGAAAAUGAUGCCAAAAUUGCAAGCUGCACAGAGCGACUGUCUGGACCAGUGGUGGGGACCAAAACAAAGUGCUUGGAAUCCAGCCAACAUACAAAAACACGAAGUAACAGCAUAAAUGACCCAGACUGGGUAGACCCCGUCCAAGCAGAUACAAUUAGAUUACAAAAUAAUCUACAUGCAGCGACACAACAUCUAACCAACACUAUCAACGCCCCUAUAACUAUUGCGUCAGCAGUAACGCCUAUAAAACUCCAUCAAGUUAAAGUGGAAGAUUCUCCUCCAUCACCGCUAGAUACUGUGUACGGCACAUAUGACGCUAAGACAAAUUCUAUAACAAUAGUAAUGGAUGACGACAUCGUACCGGUGAACGAAGCAGUAGAAGAGAUAUACUGUGAUGGUGUAACGCCAUCAAAAAAUGAUGAAAUAAAAUAUCCCUCACCUGCCGCUUCUCCCUCACAUGUUUUCCUUAAUGUCGUCGAUGAUUCUGACGAUGAUGACGACUUAAUAGAACGUUUUCUGCGCCCCAAACGGCCACUAGCGAAAUCUCCCGCACCAUCACUACAUUCGGCCGCAUCAGAUCAUGGGUACGAAUCAAUUAUUGGUUCACCAACAUCUACAGCCACAGAGCACUUUGAUACGGGUGCCGAAGAUUUUGUCUGGCAGGGUAGUUUUAACGACUUAUUUCCCAGUUUAAUCUGAAAGGCAUUAAAAAAUAUUUCCAUUUGUUAGUGUUUCACCAAUGCUCAGAUAUAUUUGUAUAUUGUACAAUAGUAUGUAAAUUAUUCGCCAUGUCACACAGAUGCUGUAAUAUGCAAUAGUUGUAGGUGUAGUUUUAGUCGUAAACUAAAAGGAAACCAUAUAUGUUCUCAUUUUAUAAUUUAUAAAUCGCAAUAGGUUGCGUUUGUAGUUGUAAAGAGUUACAGUUCUAAGAUUGACAAUUUAUUAUGGAAUUUAUAUCGCUGGUUUGUUAAGUUAAUUUGCUAAUUUAUUUUGUAAUCUAAGUGCAUCUUUGAAAUGGAUGGAGCCCAUUUGAAAAAAGCUUACAAAUAUACAAUACAUUAUACCCAAGCCCAA